Messenger RNA from Funneliformis caledonium, 431 nucleotides. The record is from the annotation of a GenBank genome assembly. NCBI's taxonomy places the organism in Eukaryota, Fungi, Glomeromycota, Glomeromycetes, Glomerales, Glomeraceae.
AAAAUGAAGAGGAAGAUAAUAAUAAUAAAAAAGAUGAAAAAAAUAAUAUUUAUUAUUUAUAUGAUGAAAAAAAUAUAGAAAAAGAUAAUGAUAAUUACGAAAAUAAUAGUGAUGAUAACAAUAAUAGUUUUGAUUUUGAAAAAAAUUUGAUUAAAGAUUUACAACUUCUUCAAAUCAAAAAGAAAUAUAAUAUCUUAGAAAUAGCAUUUAAUAAAAUUCUUAAAGUUUUAGAAAUUUCUGAUGUUUCUCUUUAUAAACUUCAAAAAUUCUCAUUAAAAUCAACAUUUGUAAAUUAUUAUACAAAUUCGUAUAUAACAUUUACUAAUGAAUAUACUAAUAAGAAAUUCUAUUCAGAAUGUAAAGAAUCAUGUUAUAAACCUAAUAUAAUACCUCAAAUACCUCAAAAAAAGCUGCUUAUUAGUCACUUGUAG